GGGGAAACAACAUCAGAUAAUGCAAGCUUUAGCGGCGUCUUUCCCGAACCACGUAACCUUAAAAGCUACUAAAAUCCCCAAUUGAUUGUCAUCAUCACCCUCAAAAGAAAAGGUCUACGUUGCCUCAUUAUCAUCCCAUUGAGAAGAAACCAGCAAUAGAAUGUCCUCACCGAGCCCUCUCGAAGGCGUCGCGCCACACAUCCGCAGCCUCCUCACCACCCUCCACAAACAAUCCUCGACCCAGGAAUCGGCCAUCACAAAUGCCGACUUUGAAAGCCAAACCUUCGAUGAUGUAAUGCGCGACAAGUUCAUCGCCCUCGAUGAAGAUAAAUCCCAAUAUCUCUAUCAGCUCUGUCGCAUCAUCAACGCCAAGACCGUCGUCGAAGCCGGUACCUCCUUCGGCGUGAGCACCAUCUACCUGGCCCUUGCCGUGUCGGCCAAUGUAGCAGCAACUGGUGGCACGGGCCGUGUUAUAGCGACUGAGAACGAGCCAACAAAGGCUGCCAAGGCCCGAGAACAUUGGGCGCAAUGUGGGAACGUCAUCACUGAUGUUAUUGACCUGCGGGAGGGAGAUCUCCGUGAGACUUUGAAGCGGGAUGUGGAGGCGGUUGAUUUGCUGCUUCUUGAUAUUUGGACUCCCAUGGCUUUGCCGACUUUGAAGCUAAUCCUGCCGCAUAUGAGAUACGGGGCUGUUGUUGUGGCGGAUAAUACCAUUGCCGCAGCCGACAAGUAUAAGGAACUUUUGGACUUUAUGCGUGAUCCCAGCAGUGGAUUUGUUAACAUGACGCUGCCGUUUAAUAAUGGGCUGGAGGUUAGUACUUAUUUGCCCCAGCAGUAGAGCAUCGUUCUACCGAGGACAUAGUGGGAGCAACUAUUGCGUAAGAAAUUAUGAUCCUGCAAUAUGGAGAGCCAAAUCAAGCUCUCACGAAUUAUUACUCCAACUAGUACGAUCGCUCUAUGGUAGGCAAAGGUAUACCGUGGAAAGCUGCGGCUAGGCAGUAGAUAAUAUCAAUGUGAAUGAACAAACUCAGCCAGGAUUGG
This is a messenger RNA of Aspergillus caelatus, 1041 nucleotides long. RefSeq names its product O-methyltransferase. Gene Ontology annotation, molecular function: O-methyltransferase activity. Bases 161 to 838 code for a protein of 225 amino acids. The record is from RefSeq and is a predicted model, not a curated record. Lineage: Eukaryota; Fungi; Ascomycota; Eurotiomycetes; Eurotiales; Aspergillaceae. The transcript has 2 exons.